CUGUCCAGAAAUUGCAUUUAGGAAGUGUUACCAAGUCCAGCUAGUUGCAGUGGAUAGCAUUCAGAUGCAGACAGGAUCAGACUGGACAAGCCUUAGAGAAGAUGGAGAGAGACAAAAAGAAUUAUUUAAUUCUUUCUGGUAUUCCCCUCAAAGUGAUCCACAAGAAGGGCUUGAGAAAUAACUUCUGGCUUGAACAUAAAGUCCAUGCUAAUUUUUGAUCAGCUUUACCUUCACACAUCAUAACUUUGAUAACAAGUUAGAGUACUGGAGCAAUGGGUCAGAUGCUUACUUGGCCAGUGCUGAGCAGAGGUUUGGUUUUGAAAGCCUUAUUAAAACAGUGUGACCUGACAACAAGCUCCACAUCUCUGGCCUAGCAGUUGUGAGGAAGGGGAUUUGUGUGUGAUUGUCAUUGUGCUGUACCACAGUGAAGAGGUUUUUUUCACUUCAAGAUACCUUGCAUUAAAAGAUCAUGGUAGACAGCUUAAUAGUUUCUUUGAGACUUCUCAGUUCCCUAGCAGUGCUGGGAUUUCAGUUUGUCAUCCCACAGCCUUCAAUUGAACACAGAAAGGUUCCGCAGAGGAUAGAAGAGCAAGGCGAUGCGGCUGAGGACAGCAGUGCGGGAGUGCCGGGGCUGUGGGGCAGCUGGGGCCCGUGGUCCGCCUGCUCUCGGAGCUGCAGCGGGGGGGUGAUGGAGCAGACGCGGCCCUGCCUCCCCGCCUAUUACCGGGAGCGGGGCUACCGCCGCCCGGGCCGCCACUUCCCGGCCUCCGAGCGGCCUCUGGCUCCCCAGAGCAACCACCACGAGGACUCGCUGUCUGCCUACCCCGGCCACGUCGUCUCUGCCAUCCGCACGUCCGUGCCGCUGCACAGGAGGGAGCAGCAGCCGUGGGCCGGGCUGAGGAACAGCAGCCAGGGCGGCCGGGCCGCCCCCAGGGGCAGCCGCCACUCGCAGGGGCCCCGGCACGGCCCCAGGCCGGACAAGAGAAGCAGAAACAGAAAUCCUAUUGGUCCAGGAAAGUAUGGGUAUGGAAAGGUGCCAUACAUUUUACCUUUACAAACUGAUACCGGUCAGCAGCCUCAGAAGCUGCGGAGGCAGCGACAGUCGUCGAGGAGCCACCUAUUCCACCAGAGUCCGAGUCUGAUGAGCUCCUACAGCCAGGCAGCUGCUCCUUCACUGCAGCAUGGCAAUCUUUACCAAGAACCCAGUGGGCCUCAGGCAGGACACCAAGUCCUGGGGCCCUCGGUUUAUCAGUCACCUUCGUUCCCCGUGGCUCAGAGUCUGUUCCACGGCAGUGACUCCGGCCCUCAGGCCCUGCAGGGACAGCCCCAGCCCCAGAGGGCUGCAGCCAUCGUGUGCAUCGGUGCCUACAAGCAAUAUAAACUCUGCAACACUAAUAUGUGUCCUGAAAGCAGCAGGAAUAUUAGAGAGGUACAGUGUGCAUCAUACAAUAACAAGCCAUUUAUGGGCCGAUUUUAUGAAUGGGAACCUUUUGCAGAAGUGAAGGGGAGUCAGAAGUGUGAGCUGAACUGCCGGGCCAUCGGCUACCGCUUCUACGUGCGCCAGGCGGAGACGGUGAUCGAUGGCACCCCCUGCGAGCCCAACGGGACGGCCAUCUGUGUGGCAGGGCAGUGCAAGAGCAUUGGCUGUGACGACUAUCUGGGUUCUGACAAGGUGAUUGACAAGUGUGGAAUAUGUGGAGGGGACAACACUGCUUGCAAGGUUGUGUCUGGAGUUUUCAAACACACGCUAACAAAUCUUGGCUACCACAAGAUAGUGGAAAUUCCUGAAGGAGCUACUAAAAUCAACAUUACUGAGAUGUCAAAGAGCAACAACUAUUUGGCCCUGCGCAGCCGCUCAGGACGCUCCAUCAUCAACGGCAACUGGGCCAUCGAUCGCCCGGGCAGGUACGAAGGUGGUGGGACAAUGUUCACUUACAGACGCCCCAAUGAGAUCUCCAGCACCGCAGGGGAGUCCUUUUUAGCUGAUGGGCCAACAAAUGAAGUCCUUGAUGUCUAUAUGAUACAUCAGCAGCCUAACCCGGGUAUACAUUAUGAAUAUAUCAUUCCAGGAGACAAUGUCAUUAGUCCUCAGUUGCUUGCUCACAGGAGGCCAGGGGAGCCAUUGAACGGUCAGUUAGGAAUGCCAGAAAGUACAAGUCAUGAGGAUGAGGAUUUACAUAGAGAGACAGACAUCCUCACUGGGCAGUCAGCUGGGACUUUUCCAGUUAUUCAACCAGGAAGAUUUCCUUCUCAUCAGCCAGAAAACCAGGUGCCUGCUAUGCAACCACCAAGACAAAACCGAGAACACAACUGGAAACAGGUUGGAAAAACUGAGUGCACUACUACAUGUGGGAAAGGAUCACAGUACCCAAUUUUCCACUGCGUUAACAGAAUCACUCACGAGGAGGUACCUGAGGGUUACUGUGACAGCAGCACCAAACCCAUUCCAGAAGAGGAGGCCUGCAACCUCUUCCCAUGCCCUGCUUUCUGGGAUAUAGGGGAGUGGUCUGAGUGCAGCAAAACCUGUGGGCUGGGAAUGCAGCACCGGCAGAUCCUGUGCCGGCAGAUCUACGCCAACCGCACGCUGACAGUGCAGCAGUACCGCUGCCAGCACCUGGAGAAACCUGACACAACCAGCACCUGCCAGCUCAAGAUCUGCAGCGAGUGGCAGAUCAGGACAGAGUGGACCUCAUGUUCAGUGCCUUGUGGAGUGGGGCAGAGGACUCGAGAUGUGAAGUGUGUCAGCAACCUUGGGGACAUUGUUGAUGAUGAGGAAUGUAACAUGAAGCUGCGGCCAAAUGACAUCGAGAACUGCGACAUGGGCCCCUGUGCCAAGAGCUGGUUCCUUACAGAAUGGAGUGACAGGUGCUCCGCGGAGUGCGGGGACGGGAUCCGCACGCGCUCCGUGGUUUGCAUGACCAACCACGUCAGCAGUUUGCCUCUGGAAGGCUGUGGCAACAACAGACCCUCGGAAACAAGUCCCUGUAAUAACGGGCCCUGUGCUGGGAAAGUGGAGUGGUUUGCUGGGGGCUGGACACAGUGCUCUACUGAAUGUGGUAGUGGAACUCAGCAGAGAGAAGUAAUUUGUGUUAGGAAAACUGAAGGUAAUUUUGAUGUUUUGAACCCCUAUGAAUGUUCAUAUUUGGAAAAACCUCCCAGCCAGCAAUCCUGCUACCUCAAACCAUGUGGAUCUAAGUGGUUUCAUACAGAAUGGAGCACAUGUUCCAAGUCGUGUGAAGGAGGAUUUCGGGUUCGGGAGGUGCGAUGUCUGUCGGAUGACAUGGCAGCCAGUACUCAGUGUGAUCCACAGCUCAAACCUGACGAGAAAGAACCAUGUAAUACACAGGAUUGUGUUCCUGAAAUAGAUGAGAACUGCAAGGAUAAAUACUACAACUGCAAUGUGGUGGUUCAGGCCCGGCUCUGUGUGUACACCUACUACAAAACAGCCUGUUGUGCCUCCUGUACCCGUGUGGCAAACAGACAGCCAGGCUUCCUGGGGCGCAGAUAACAAAUCCUGCUCUGCUCAGAGCAGCAGUGGCACUCUUCAUGUGGAGCUUGAGCAGCUUUGACUGCAGCAGUUGUAGCUUCUUAGAGAUGGGGUUUAUAUUGCUGAGUGCAUCAAGACUAUGGUUAAAUCUCACACCCUUUCAGUUAUUGUGCAGUUAUCUCUUUUAAGAUGUUUGUUGUAAAAUCAUGAUUUUUUUAAAGCAUUCAUUUUUAAUGAUACUAUUAUUUGCACCUGCUCAUCAGAUAAUUAUUUAAGGAACGUACUGGCCUUAAGAUUGUUAAAUUAAUGAAAACUAGAAUCAAUUGCAGGCAAUUACUGGAGAUAAUUGACCAGUAUGGAUGCAGCUGCUCCAUUAUUUUCUGAGUGCUUGGUAUUUUGGACUGCCUUAAGUUAGAGGACUAAAUCAAUGAAACGUACAUGAAAAAAAUUACUUCCCAAAGAACCAGACCCUUGAAAAGCAUUUAUCAUCAAUUUCCUAGCACUCUAACAUAUUUUUUUAACUACUUCAGUCCAUUCAUAAUAAAUCAGAGUCACUGUUAA
Molecule: messenger RNA, 4048 nt
Organism: Parus major (Great Tit)
Lineage: Eukaryota; Metazoa; Chordata; Aves; Passeriformes; Paridae
Gene: THSD4
Product: thrombospondin type 1 domain containing 4
Exons: 20
Coding region: 470-3508 (1012 amino acids)
Biological process (GO): extracellular matrix organization
Cellular component (GO): extracellular matrix
Molecular function (GO): metalloendopeptidase activity
Source: RefSeq, a predicted model, not a curated record